Molecule: messenger RNA, 874 nt
Organism: Salvia splendens (bonfire salvia)
Lineage: Eukaryota; Viridiplantae; Streptophyta; Magnoliopsida; Lamiales; Lamiaceae
Product: OVARIAN TUMOR DOMAIN-containing deubiquitinating enzyme 11-like
Exons: 7
Coding region: 210-611 (133 amino acids)
Biological process (GO): protein deubiquitination
Molecular function (GO): cysteine-type deubiquitinase activity
Source: RefSeq, a predicted model, not a curated record
UUACGUCACUCAAAGAUGGAUGCACAGAAUCAUAAAUAACACUGAAAUUUAGGUGUGAGCAGUGAGACUUUGUUGAAUCACACAAGUCAAGAACAUUAACUUGAAGAAGACACGCUUUAUUAAAAUAAUCGAAAGGAAAAGAAAGAAAAGAAAGGAAACUGAAGAGUGUUUUCUUUGGUUGGUUGCUGUGCUGAAUUUGGAAUAGUAAUAUGGGUGAUGUCUAUAGAAAUGCAAAUGCAAGUGCGAGCUCGAGCUCGAGUUUGAAUAGUAGCUCACAUGAUACAGAGGAUGAUCACACCAUUGCUGAGAUAUUGACUGAGGAGGAGAAAUUAAGCUAUGAUAAUCACAAGCUUGGCAAAAGGUUCUCUCAUUUGGACUCGAUUCCGUAUAGGCAGCACACUCCUCGGGUAAUUGGUGAUAUACCCGAUCCAAAUGAUGCAACCUUAGACCAUGAGAGGCUAGCUCAAAGGCCGGCGACAUAUAGCUUAGCUGAAAUGCAAAUCGAGGGAGACGGGAAUUGUCAGUUUCGAGCCCUCGCUGAUCAGCUGUUUCAGAAUCCAGACUACCACAAGUUCGUGAGAAAGCAGGUUAUCAAGCAGAGUAGUGGCUAAGCUUUUGGAGCGAAGUUCACUAUAAUUCGUUGUAUCAAGCUGGAGAGGUUCCUACGAACAAGGAGGAAAAAGCAUUGGCUCUUCUAAAGUUGGUCGACUCGUAAAUAGAAUUAUUUCACAACACAUUUAUACAUACCCAUAUACCUUGUGUAACUCUAGAUGUCAAACCAAUUUACUUCUUAUUUUGAAUUCUAAGUAUCUCUUAUUGUCACUCAAAUUUUCCCAUGACUUAUGAUUAGUUAUAUUUAUACUUGGAACAAAAA